CACAGGGUAACCCGACCCGCCGCCCUCGUCCCCCAAGCCCGGCGCGCCAAGAGCCUGCGAUCACUGUAACCAGCAAAUAACACUCUCUGCCGUCGCAUCUCACCCAACUAUCCUCUGGGCGAGUCGAUGCGCGCUCUCUGGUCUACCGCUUGCUUGGUUCUAGACUGAACGAGCCACUUGCUCAAACCUCUAACCGCUUGCAAAUCUGUCUCCGGAAGCCGCAUCCCCUGCUCUCCUUUCGCGUCUUUUCGCAGAGCUCGUUCGCCAUCGCGCACCGCUGGCUCGCUUCGCUCCUCUCAUGGAGUGCUUCCUCGCGAUUCCAUCCGCGUCGCAUACGGUCGCUCGCUCUGUCGCACGCGCGUCACUGGUUGUGUCGCACACCUCCAUCGCCUCCUCUCGCUCUGGCCUACCAUCCAAGAGCAUCCCAUCGUCGCCGAUACCGGCGGCGGCUUUUGCGCCGCGCUUUGCGGGAUGGCGCUCGAGAUCCAGGCUGAGCAGUGAAGCGAUCUGGACCGUUCAUCAGCUGCCGCAGGAGGGUCUUCCGCGAUGCGGUAGAAGAGUCGCAGCGGGGCGGGGGCGGCAGGGGGAAGCGGAAGGGCGCGGUGAGGCGCGGAGAUUCGUGACGCGCGCGUCUGCGGAGGGCAGCAUUGGCGGGGAUGGGCGGGACGAGGUCAGCUCGCGGCUCGGCAGGGGGAGCAGACGAAGCGGCAGUGACAGCAAUAGCGGCAGCAGCAGCACCAGUGAAAGCGAGAGCAGCGAGGAGCGGGUGGCAGGGGCCCGAGGUGGCAUCGGAAGCAGUAGCGACAGCGAGAGUGACGACGGGGUGUCUGAAGGCAGCCCGCCGCAAGAUGUGCUUCUUAAAGCAGUCAGUGAGGUGUCGCGCAUGGCGGGGCGGCAGGCGCGCACAACGAACAUGGUGUUGGGCGGCACGGCCUCGGAGUACGGCGACGACUGGCUCGAGCUCGACAAGAAGGUGAACACAUACCCGAGUCUGCGUGAGUUCACGGCCAUAGGGUCGGGGGGAGGCGACUUUGCUGUGGCCAUGGUGCUGGCCGUGCAGUCCGUCAUUCCCACCGACACCCCUGAGCUUCAGGUGGUAACCAGGGAGAGUGCCACAGGUCGUUACAUCAGUGUCAAAAUAGGACCUGUUAGAAUGGACUCCAGUGAACAGGUUCGAGCGGUGUACCAGGCAAUGAAGCAGGACCCCCGCAUGCGCUACUUCCUGUGAAAAAGACUCAGCGUUGCCUUCGUCAGCAAGUUCUAAAGUUGGAAGUGCCUGUCUAGACGCCCUUUUUUUCAUAUGCAAUGGGGUAGUAAAUAUAUGUGCUGCCGCUAAGCUCUAGUGAUUGUUGAAAUAUUGCCUACAUGCAUAAUUAC
Closterium sp. NIES-67 is the source of this 1377-nucleotide messenger RNA. The record is from the annotation of a GenBank genome assembly. Lineage: Eukaryota; Viridiplantae; Streptophyta; Zygnematophyceae; Desmidiales; Closteriaceae.